Molecule: messenger RNA, 527 nt
Organism: Drosophila ananassae
Lineage: Eukaryota; Metazoa; Arthropoda; Insecta; Diptera; Drosophilidae
Exons: 2
Coding region: 1-399 (132 amino acids)
Source: RefSeq, a predicted model, not a curated record
AUGGACUCCACUUUCGGCAAUGUCUUCUUGUUUCUGACGGAUCUCGCCUGGAAGAGCCGCCUCACCAUCCCCGUCUUGGUCACCACAGCAUUUCUUGUUAUGGAUAUUCGCCUGCAAAUCGAGAUCAACAUCCAGUCGGGACAAUUUAACGCCAGCGAUCUAGACGAUGCUGAUGAAGAUCUUGAUGACCAUUUAGCUGGUCACGACCACGGAUUCGACGAUGAUAGCGGUAGCGAAAGCUAUAUAGAUGAUCUCGAUGAGUACAACAGCGAAUACACCAACGACGACGGCAAUGUUAGUGAGGCUUCCCACUACAGCCUAGAUGUUUACGAUCCAUGGGGCUCCGACUGGGACGACAACGAUGAAGUCGAUGUCUAUUCUCUAGAGAUGCGGUACUAGGGCCAUAAAGCACCAUAUAAAUUUUAGGCGUAGAUUUAUUUUCUCUACAUGUAUAUACUCAGUACUACCGAAUACGAAUACCCAUUUAUCCAUUUCAUGAAGUUGUAAUUAAACACAAAAACAGUGUA